AUGAACAGAUUAGAGGCUCAGAUUCUGGCUGAGAUUCAGCCGAUCCAGGUCAUGUGGAAGAUAGACGAUCGGGAACUGACACAAUCGGAAAGAAUUGAGAUGUCCUUUAUGCAGGAUACCGGAGUGGCGCGUCUCGUGAUCCGGAAACCCAGCCAGCCGGACUCUGGCGAGUACACCUGCGUGGCAACCGGCGAGGUGGUUGAACAACAGACAGGAAGGCGGGUCUCCAAGACAAUCAUUUCCAGCUCCACUCUCCUCAUUGAAGGUAACUUAACAUUUACUCGGAUAAUCUAUGGUAGCAAGCACGAAUAUUCAUAA
Protopolystoma xenopodis is the source of this 318-nucleotide messenger RNA. The record is from the annotation of a GenBank genome assembly. Lineage: Eukaryota; Metazoa; Platyhelminthes; Monogenea; Polystomatidea; Polystomatidae.